GGAGACAACAACAGGGGGAUGAUGGGUGCUCAGACAACAACCCUGUCAGAGAAACAAUAAGAAACGGACCCGCUUUGCUUUUACGUACUUGAUAGUUUUAACAUUAUAUUUAAGUUUAAAGUGCACUAAAGUAUCUGCACCCCGGACCGAUUUUAACCUAAAGCUUUCUUUCUUGGAAAAUGUUGGACUGCCAACACUAGAGCCGAAUGACUGAAGAGAGACAUUCGGGCAUGUCUGAAUAAUACUGGUGCUGAUGACAUACUCACAUUGACCCUCAAAUCCUGACCUCUGAUUGGUCAGGGCUCAGAGUGAAACACACCAUAGGAGAAGACCACCUCCAGCUACCAUGUCUGUCCAGGAAGCAUCCCAACGGCCCACCUCACCCCUCAAAUCUGAGCCCAAACACAGACCAGAGAUCCCCCCGAAGCCCUCAACACCCAGCUCCCCUGCUGUGGGCGACAUCGGCAGCAGUACAAGUGUCUCUAGUGGGAAAGUCAAAAGGAUUGUAAACAAGUUUAGCAAACAGGAGUCUGCAAAUGAACCAGAGGAACAACCCACCAAUGGUACCUCAGAAUUUACACCAAGUAAACGGUUCAAAAGGCCACCUACAAUAAAGCCCAAACCAGCCCGCCACAGUCUGCAGCUUCAGAUAAAGGGAGAGCAGGCGCCUCCGCUGCCUGUGAAGAGGAGUCGCAUCCUGCAGAAACAGAGGGGGACUACAGGAGGAGAGGAGGGGGACGGCGUCAGCGUGGAAGGAGGUCGAUCAGCGCCUGAUGGGAAGGAGGUGGAGGUUCAGCUGACCGGAGGAGGUGAAGCAGAGGCGGAGCACAGUCCAGACACCCCUUUCAGUCCCUGCUGCGACCCAAGCUGCAGCUGCGUGUGCCACCUCCAGCGGCCUGGCAUGAAACUGAUGUGGGUGCCUGUGGACAUGGAAAACAAUGGGCUGGAGGGUGGAGGUGGGCAGGGGGAUGAGACUGAUGCGGCAGAGCAGAGGGAGGAGGAUGAGGAGGAUGAGGAGGAUGGGGAGGAUGGGGAGGAUUGGGAAUUAUAUGAGGAGAUAGAGCCAGGAGGGGAAGAAAACAGUGAGGCAGGGGACGAGGUGAUUGAUGAGAGGGAGGUGCUGAAACAAGACAAGGCAAAGUUCAACCAGUCUUUGGAUGUUUUGAUCGCUGAGGGUCACAGGAGGCGGUCGGACCCAGGGCCUCACAGUGUCCUCACCUCUCUUGCCGUCACUCGCUCUCAGUCUCCCCCUGUUCCCCCAAAACGAGAUAAGUCACCCCCGGUCACCCAAAACGAAGAAGACAACAUUUACGAGGCCACACUUCCAGUGGUCGACCCUGUUACUCAUAAAACCACGCCUGCAUGUAACGAACUGGAUAUUCCUCUAAUCAAGGUGCGCAAACCGGCCCGUCGGUCUAAACUGUCCUACAGCACUUCAGACCCUACAUCUGAGUUUCAAACAAAUGACAAACCCGUCUCAAGCCCAGAAGACGUGCCACCCGCCAUCCCGCCGAGGAUGCCUGUGAUCCCAGACAGCCGCAGCCUCACGCCGGUGCACCGAGGCGGCGUUCCUCUCCCUCAGCCCACCCUGGAGGAGUGGCGUAUGCUGCGACCGUCAUCGCCUAGUGGCAGCUCCACUACCAGCGGGCUGAGCCCCCAACGAGCCAUCACUCCACCCCCAACCAGCCCCCUCUUGCCUCACAGACCCCCACCUCCACCACCAAAGACAGAUCCCCGAAGGCUCAGCAGUGCCUCAGUGCAGUCCCUCAGUCAGAAAAAAGAAGGAGAGGAGAAUGGAGGGAAUGAAGGAGAAAAGAAGGACAUAGUGGAGGAAAUCUGGAAGCCCCGCCUGCAGGAUGAGCCUCUGUACCAAACGUACCGCGCCUCUGUCAUCACCAAGGAGAUCCGACGCCAGACAGUUUGCCGUAACAUCAGUAAGACUAGUGUGGACUAUGCUAUGGAAUUGACUGCCCGUCGCUCUGGCACUGGCACCAUGAGUGGAAAUGGACCACCCAGGGGCAGCCCUGUACCCACACCAGUCCAGAGCACUCUGUGGCAGGACCUCCCGGCUGUGCGGGACAGUGGAGUGCUGGAGCAGCUCACCCCUGAACAGUGCAAGUACCAGGAGAGCAUGUUUGAGGUUUUGACAUCAGAGGCCUCUUACCUCCGAUCCCUGCGAGUCCUGAUCGAACAUUUCAUGGACAGCCGGGAGCUGGAGGUCACGAUGGUCAUCAGGGACAAGAAAACCCUCUUUUCCAACAUCCUGAGGGUCAGAGAGGUCAGCGAGAGGUUCUCGAAAGACCUGGAGGACCGCAUAUUCGAGGAGCUGGUCUUCUCCGACAUCUGUGACAUUAUCCACUACCACGCCCAGCACAAGUUCCCCGCCUACAUUGACUACGUUCGCAACCAGAUCUACCAGGAGCAAACCUUCACACAGCUCAUGAAGAACAACACGCAGUUUGCUACGGUCAUCACUCGUCUGCAGGAGUCGCCUCAGUGCCAGCGGCUGCCCUUCAUGUCCUUCCUGCUGCUGCCCUUCCAGCGAAUAACUCGCAUCAAAAUGCUCAUUGAGAACAUCCUGAAGAGAACAAAGGAGGGGACGAAAGAGGAGGAGACUGCCUCCAAGGCUUUGGCUUCUGUGUCGAAGAUCAUUGACGAGUGCAACACUCAGGUGGGAAAGAUGAGACAGAUGGAGGAGUUGAUCCAUAUCUCUAAAACACUGGAGUUUGACAAGCUCAAGGCCAUCCCGAUCAUCUCUCAGAAUCGAUUUCUGGAGAAGAAGGGAGAACUGCAGGAAAUGUCCAAAGGAGGCACUCUCUUCAACAUGAGGGCCAAGUUCACACCCGUCUACCUCUUCCUCUUUAACGAUCUGCUCGUCAUUGCUUCCAAGAAGGGCGCGGAGCGGUUUGUGGUUCUCGACCACGCCCAUCGCUCUCUGGUGCAGGUGCAGCCAUUGGAAGAAGGCGGGCCCUACGAGCACUGCUUCAACCUCACCCUCCUGGAAAACCAUCAGGGACGCAUGAUGGAGCGGCUCUUCAAAGCUCCCUCUCAGUCAGACAUGCACAGGUGGGUGGCAGCUUUCCCCCACCCCACCAACCCAGACAGAGACGAAGACGAAGUGAUUUAUGAAGACUGGGACUGUCCUCAGGUGCAGUGUGUGGAGCCGUACAUUGCCCAGCAGGCAGACGAGCUCACCCUGGAGCCCACUGAGAUCAUCAACAUCUUACGCAAAACCAACGAGGGCUGGUUUGAAGGUAGCCGUCUGUCAGACGGUCAGAAGGGCUGGUUCCCCGUAGGAAACGUCGUAGAGAUCACCAACGAGCAUGUGAGGAGGCGAAACCUCCGCGAGCGUUACAGGGUCAUACAGGCUGCGGGCAUUGUUGCCAACAGCAAGGUCCGCACCAACCAGUAGGGUCGACGGAUCAUGGAUGUUUACAUUUAAUCAUUUUCAAAAUGGAAACUCUUCAGAGGUGAACUCUGUAUGAAGAUUAUUCAGGGACUUUAUUGGUUGAAGUGUCAGUUUCUAGCAACCAGGAAAUGAAAGAUAAAA
This is a messenger RNA of Toxotes jaculatrix (banded archerfish), 3550 nucleotides long. RefSeq names its product Rho guanine nucleotide exchange factor 15b (gene arhgef15b). The transcript is spliced from 16 exons. Lineage: Eukaryota; Metazoa; Chordata; Actinopteri; Toxotidae. The record is from RefSeq and is a predicted model, not a curated record. Gene Ontology annotation, biological process: activation of GTPase activity. Bases 347 to 3412 code for a protein of 1021 amino acids. Gene Ontology annotation, molecular function: guanyl-nucleotide exchange factor activity; protein binding.